Dendronephthya gigantea is the source of this 3003-nucleotide messenger RNA. RefSeq names its product LIM domain kinase 1-like. Gene Ontology annotation, cellular component: cytoplasm; nucleus. Gene Ontology annotation, molecular function: protein serine/threonine kinase activity; ATP binding; protein binding. The record is from RefSeq and is a predicted model, not a curated record. The transcript has 19 exons. Bases 692 to 2752 code for a protein of 686 amino acids. Gene Ontology annotation, biological process: actin cytoskeleton organization; protein phosphorylation. NCBI's taxonomy places the organism in Eukaryota, Metazoa, Cnidaria, Anthozoa, Malacalcyonacea, Nephtheidae.
UGAUCCUUAGAAAACGGAAUUUGAGACACUGACGAGAGCUGUCUUGUACCGUGGUGUAUAAGCAGUACAAACAGUUGUGAUGACAAAGGAGGUAGAUUCUGAAAACAACAAUGAUUAGAUUGUUUUGUCGUAGCUUUAUUGACCGUCAUUAUGCAAUGACUAGGAUGAAUUGUUUAAAUCUUGUAUUUAAAUGAAUUUGCAAGCACCAUUGUUGUUCGGUCGAACGUUCGAUUACUGGAACCCACUGGUAAAUCUUACUAUUCCAUCAUUGGUGUAUCAACUUGCAUUCGUGAACCGAUAAAACUUCUGUGUUAAGAUCUAUUUAUAAAUAAUUUGUAAAAAUUACGUAAUCUACUGUCGAAGACAAGAUUCCGAGCAUAAUUCAGACCCACUAAUGAUAAAACCGAGACUUAUUGAAAACAAACUAAUGUACUUAAGACUGGCAUAUCUUGGCCUAAACAUAACUAUUUGUCUAACACUUUGUUAUUCUUAAUGUUUAAAUUUUAAAAAAUGAUAAAUAUAACUCUUUAUUCGUAAGUCUAAUAUCCAAGCUUUCGCCUGCCUUUUUAACACAAACCACCCUUGUUGAGUGAAGCCCUCAAUUUCCGGCGAUAUGCCUCGUUGAUUCUAUUCAAAUCUUUGGCGAAAUUUGAAACCACCUAGUGAUGAUGUAAACAGGGAGACCGACUUAAUGUUUAAAUCUGAAAGAGUCAUGAGCGCUUUAGAAGUUGUUAACUGUAGUGGCUGUAAGUUCCCGAUUAAAAAGGAUGCUCAUACAGCGUUGGGGCUAAAAUGGCAUCGGAAUUGUUUUAGAUGUUCAGAAUGCCUCAGCACUAUUCCGCUUCAUUAUAUGCCGCGAGAUAAUGUCCUGUAUUGCAAGAAAGAUUAUAUCCUGAAGUUUGGUGAACAUUGUCAAAGAUGUACAAAACAAAUCACUGGACCAGUCAUGGUAGCUGGAGAGCAAAAGUAUCAUACUGAAUGCUUCGUAUGUACAAAGUGUUUGAAGUUUAUUGGCUAUGGAGAUGAAUAUAUGUUAGUUGAAAGACACAACUUAUAUUGCAAUGAUUGUUAUAAGAACUCGAUAUUACCAGCAAUAAGUACGCCAGUCAGUAAACUAGGACGCUGUCAUACCAUCCAGCAUAUCAACCUGGCACCAACACCUGUUGGAAGACGUAAAUUUUCCGUUCUUAUCGAGAAGGCGAGCAGCAUCAAUAAACUGUUACAUUCUGCGAAUGCGGACUUUUCUCGAGAUGGUGAAAGACGAAGCUUCAUUGCAAUCGAAAAUGUUGACGCAAGCAGUGAGUUAAAAGCGAGAGGAGUUCAAAGCGGAGAUAAAGUACUUGAAGUCAAUGACAUCAUGGUUACUGAUGCCACUGUCGACAAGCUCUCUCAUAUCAUUUCAAACCCUCAACGAGUGCAGACUCUUACCAUCGAACGAAACACCGGCAAUCCGCCUCCGCCGUUGGAGUUGAAACCAACCAAACCAGAAAGUAUAAAAUCAUUAUUACCUCGAUCACCACUGGCAAAACAAGCUUCUCUGGAUCUCAUUGCCAGUCCAAAUUAUGACCAAAAGUUCAAGAAACAAAGUAUGCCCUGGGAAGAAAACGGUUUUAAGGAAGAUGCAAAUUCCACUGAUAGAAAAACUCGCAAGAAACCAGAACGAGCGAAUUCUUUACCUCGAAGUAAUUCAGUAGACACCAAUAAUGUGAUGAAAUGUAAUUCUCCUCUUCAUCGCUCACAGUCUAUGAAGAUGGAAGCAGGACAGGUAUUUCGUCUGUCAGAUCUUAUUGUUGGGGAGGUUAUUGGCAAAGGCUUCUUUGGCCAAGUCAGCAAGGUGAUUCAUCGUGGAACAGGAAAAGUCAUGGUCCUUAAGGAAUUGAUAAGAUGCGAUGUCACUGCUCAAAAACAGUUUAUUAAGGAGGUUACUUUGCUAAAAACUCUGGAUCAUCCAAAUGUCCUAAAGUUUAUCGGUAUUUUAUACAAGAACAAAGUACUGAGCUUUAUUGCAGAAUAUAUACCAGGAGGUACAUUGAGAGGAAUUUUGAAGGACCAGACACGUGACUUGUCCUGGUCUCAAAGAGUGAAAUUCGCUAAAGAUAUCGCGCUUGGGAUGGAUUAUCUUCAUAAAAUGAACGUCAUUCAUCGAGAUCUUAAAUCCAAAAAUUGUCUGGCCAGAAAAGAUGAGGGUAUGACAAUUGUUGUCGCAGAUUUUGGUCUGGCGGGAAUUCUGAGCAUCAAUGAAGAGCAUUCAAAUGGUCAGGAUCGGAAUAACAACGGAAAUAAAGGUUUACAUUCAAAUCUUUUAUCAACUCGUCCUCCGCCACCGAAGAAAAGAACAACUGUAGUUGGUUCACCUUACUGGAUGGCUCCUGAGAUGUUGAACGGAAACGCUUAUGAUGAACGUGUGGACGUCUUUUCAUUUGGAAUAAUCGUUUGUGAGAUUAUAAGUAGAGUAAAAGCAAGUCCAGAUUUUAUUCCUCGUACGAAAAAAUUUGGUUUGGACGAGCCUUCGUUUGAAGAGAAGUUUUGUGAGAGCUGUCCUAAACCAUUUUAUCAAAUUGCUUGUUUAUGUUGUGAUCUUGAUCCAACUUCAAGGCCAACUUUUUCUUCGCUCAGUCAUUGGCUCGAGGCUCUUUUAGUUCAUCUGGAGGUCGGUAUGCCUUUACCAAGUGACGUUUCAUAUUCACUGCUUCCAAGAAACCUGAAGUCUUCAGUCAUCACAGACGCGAAAGAGACUCAGCUAUCACGGUGAAAUAUUAUAUUAUUAUUUCAGUUAUUGUGUUAUGGGAAGAAAAGAAUACUUUAACUUUGUUAAAUACUGGUUCAUAACCAUAUCUGCCAUACAGUAGCGCCAGUAAAAACUGGGACAUUUUAAACUCUGUUAUACGUAUGUGUUAAUGAAUAGUAUUCGGACGGUAAGAACAUCAGAUAUCCUUCAUAUAUAUUAAUUUAAAUUGUACAUAUAUUUGUAUAUAUCUAAGACUAAUUAGCUGGCCAAUUCAA